UGCUGCCCUCCAGCGCAGGCGUGACCUGCCACAACGCAGCGCUUCUCUCCAUACCUCGUCGUACCUCAGGGCUCCAUCUGAGCUUUUACCUACCUACAUCUUCCUAAACCUCUCCACCACCUCCACCACGCACACACACACACACACACUACCACCGCUUAGACCACGACAGCGCCUGCUAUUAUUGGCUCUAUCUCUUCCCAUCCACUCGUCUCCUAGAGCAACGACGUAUGAUAUCUUUUCCUCUGUCCAAUUCCGUACGUCGUACUCUUUUAACUAUCGUAGAAUUCGAAGCUGAGCUGACCAUAACUCUUCGUUUCCCGCCUCCCGCAGUCUGUGUCUGAUGGUUGCAAACGAUUUCCGUCGCCCUCCCUCUUGUCGACGACUGUAGUUAUGAUAAUGUGCAAUGAUAUACGACCCUGAAGGCGCACACACGAACGCACGCACGCCGAAAACAAAAACGGCGCCGUCGUCGAUUUGAGAGAAGCGUUCUUUUCAUGCUGGCGUAGCUGCUGCCGGCACUCUCCUCGUCUUUGGAGACCUCUGGCUGCGCGGGAGAAUCCUCCGCCCACCGCAUCUUCUUGCCGAGUCCGCAUCCCUCUCCCGUAGCCGCAGCCAGCUAGAAACGGCUGCCGAGAGCAAACGCUUGUUGUGGUUUCUUGGGCAUCUCGGAGCGUAUCAGAGACUUUUGCUAUGAGUGGAGACGAACCCAUUUCCAGCUUUGGUGAUCCAAACGCUCAACCUCCCACCCCUAAACAAACCCCAACCUCUGCUGGCUUUCCGAGCUCUGUCUUCGAAACUCCCAAAAACAACCACCACCAUCGGGCCUCGUUCGACGAGUCCUCGGGCUGGACACCGCGCUUUGCCGAAGAAUACUCCGUUUUCAACUCCACUCCCGGCAACUUGACCGGCUCCCACCCUCCUUUUGUCGACUUCUCCGUCCCCACGCCCUACCAGUCUUCCCACCACAAGAGGCCCCUGUCUGCCGAGGAGAUCGCCGCUGAUAUUGCAUCCCAUGUUACCCACUACUUGCCCAACCCAAACCUGCCUCUGCCCGCCGUCGAGCCGUCUCGGCGACUUCUCUCCUCUCCGGCGCCCCUAGUGACGGAUCACAGCCCAACCGAGACCAGCUUUCAGACUGCCUUACAGCAGCUGUCUUCCAAGAAGGGCUACCGGGAUACACCGCAAGAAGCCAAGACCCAGACGGCCACGCCACCGCCGUCGGCUCACAAGGGUAAGCGGCGGCUUGCUCCGAAGCUCCAGACAGGCAUCAUGCAAAAUGAGGGUUUCGAUCCAGAGUUAGUACCUGGCACGCCGCAACAGCAGCACAUGUCUGGCUUCAUAUCAGCUCCCGACCUUUUUGGAUAUCCUAUGUCGGCGCCAGCCACGGCCCCGGCCUUCGGGGAUGCACGCAUAUUUUGGGAUAGCGAUAUGACCCCGAUGGAUAUCGACUUCUCCACUGCUAGCGGAAGUGCAUUCCCGCCACCGAGCCACCGACCCAUGGGCUCCCUGGAUUGGGGCAAGUCCAACGAGGUAUUCCAGGACACCGGCGUUGUUCCAUCGCAGACUCAGGAAACUGGUCACCCGCCGGCAAAGAAGGAACGGGCGCUUGCGCCGAAGCCUGUGUCAUCGCCCCUCGACACGAGCGCGGCGGACUCGUCCAUGUUCAGUUCAUCUUUCCCUGCCUCAGCUGACGAUUCUUUUGUUAUGAUGAGCCAUAGUGGCGGCGUAGAUCCUGGCCUUCUCUUUACUCGGCCACCUUCUGCCGAUAUGGAACCGGCGCCCUUUGACCCCAUGCCGCAGCCUACCCUGAUGCAGCCUUUGACGCCACUGGAAACUGCGCCGGUACCCGCCAAACAGCCAAAACGCGGUCCUGUGCGUCGUACGGCAGGCAGCAAAGGAGCGACAACCGGCAAGAAGGCGAAUCGUGCUUCGGCAAGCUCGCCAGUCAAGCCUAUCGACCGUCCCGGGCUGUCGCGGAGUGUUAGUGAGAAAGGAACCCGAAAGCCCGCUGGCAAAAUGCCUAGUUUGCCGAGCCUUGCGCCGGCCGCGCGACCUAUACCACAGAGUACCCGGAGGUCGGUAUCUCAGGGGCCCAGAACAGGCGGGAGAAUAUCACCGCUCAAGAACUACCACCAUCGGCUGCCUAGCCUGAGCUCUAUUCCCGAGGCGCCGGCUCCUCGAACUCAAACCUCUGUCAAGUUCACAAUCGACUCGAAAGGUCGGGCGCGGGCAGAAACGACGACCAUAGUUGUAAACGAUGAGGAGCCGACGUCUGCCAUCGCGCGGCGCCGGAGGGAGGAGCAACGUGGCCAGGAGCAGCGUUGGACAUCCUCCGGAGAGGACGAAUCUUCCACGGACGACGAGCCUAUCAUCAUCCCGAGCAGAAACACGUCGUUUGCAGCUCCUGAUCUGCGAAUGCCGUCCUCCCAGGCUUUCCACACGUCGCAGACAAGCAUCGCCGACCAAAGCACGAGUAGCUUAGGCAUCUAUUUCACGGACCACGAUCCGGCGGACAACGAUGCCGAAAGCGAGGCGGAGACGGUGAUGAAUGUGGCUGACGGUGGCGACCGUGGUGACGCGGCAAGCGAACUGCGCAAGGUUAUCGAGAGCCGCCAAAAGAGAGGUUUGAAUACGGGCGAGCACUUCGGAUCACGACCGGCCUAUAGCGCCAGCUCGACCGUCUCUCCGGUUUCUCUGAGGACCAGCGAACUCCACACUCCGUCGGCUGACCGGAGCUACCAGAUCCGAUGCAUCUGCAAUACUGCCAGUAGCCAUAUCAACGGCAACGGCUACAUGGUUCAGUGCGAAUCGUGCGAAAUGUGGCUUCACGGCAAGUGCACCAACAUCACGCGCCAGACGCACCCGCGUGUAUACGUGUGCGCGUUCUGCGCGAAUACGCCCAACGCCCACGGCAUGCGAGGGCGCGAGAUACGUAGGACCACGGGAGGGUCGAACCCUCGACUGCCCAUCACGUCCCCGUUAGCGCAUAGGUCGUUCAAAUCAUUUAGGUAAUGAUGUGCGCGGCAGGCAUCUCGGGGGGCGGGCGCGCGUCGGGGUACGAUCCGCUGUGGGAUGGAUCGGACGAGGGACGGCUUAAUACAUGGGGGCUUCUGUGGAUGGCGGCGUUCGCUUGAAGAUAGACGGAAAUAGACCGCUUGGGUACAAAUACAAGCUAGGAGCAGUUGCAUACUACACGAUACCCUACCCUAAUCCGGGCUUCCGCGGAAGACGAAGGAAUGGCAAUGAGGAAGGUUGGCUUCUGAAGACGAAGACGGAGUAGAG
Molecule: messenger RNA, 3285 nt
Organism: Durotheca rogersii
Lineage: Eukaryota; Fungi; Ascomycota; Sordariomycetes; Xylariales; Xylariaceae
Exons: 3
Coding region: 694-3015 (773 amino acids)
Source: RefSeq, a predicted model, not a curated record